Acanthoscelides obtectus is the source of this 1172-nucleotide messenger RNA. The record is from the annotation of a GenBank genome assembly. NCBI's taxonomy places the organism in Eukaryota, Metazoa, Arthropoda, Insecta, Coleoptera, Chrysomelidae.
AUGACGUAUUGCUGCAAUGAGAAUGGUUGCAAUUCAUCGCCUGUAAGGUUUUCUCCACCGCCAAGUCGCUCAACGCUCAUUUUUGCUGUCAGCGGACUCAGCCUAUUGCUCACCUUCCUGAUCACGACGCCACCUACUGCAACAGUACGACACACCAACAACUACCCAACCCAAACCACCAGCAAAAAUAUCGUGGAAGAACCUGGAAAGGGGGAAGUAAAGAAGUGAGGGAAGGGGAAUGAACUCGUUCACCGUGGAGCAGGUUGCAGAUUCCUCAAAUAUAUUCUAAAACAUUUUCUAUGUAUAGUCUUCCUCGUUAUUUUUUUUAAGUCACCUUUUAUAGAUGAACCACACGUACACAUCUUAGGAUAAGCAUAUGAACCUUCGGUGACAGUUUUUGACCACCGGACUUUAUAUUCCAUCUCGCAAAAUUAAAGCAGUUUUGGUCAACAACAGCUAGUAGGUGUGACACAUUUUACAAUAAAAGAGUUCACAAUAAGUAAAAUGUACUUAAUAAGAUAAAGUAUCGCAUCUUAAUCAUCCGCCAGGUGGUACCUCCACACUCGAGUUCGCCUACCACCUACUAACUAUCAUGUAGACCCCGCUGCCUGAACGUAUACGGUAUUUGUGAUUGUCAAAACUCAAAGCCCUCUAUUGAAUUCAUCCACACCAAAUCUAAAUUACUCUACCUUCCAUUGUCCUCCCUCCAAAUCUUCUUGAUUAUCCAGCAACCGCUGUCUCAUUGGCCCCUAAUAUCAUUCCUGAGUUCCCUAUAGUCCUAGUCAGUGUCGAUCCCGAGGAUUCAUCCCGCUGCCGCAAAAAUUAUCGACGGCAGAUCCCUGCAGAUGCCGGCUCGCUGUGGAAUUCGGGACACGGAACGUAUCAAAUUAUCGCUACUCUGGAGACACGACGAACAUUCAAAGGACAUUUUGGGGUUAUUUCCGCUCGCCGUCGGAACAUUUUCAGGGAUAAUUACAUACACGAACAUCGGCUGCCAUAAUGGACGUCGUGCGGCCAGUUAUUGUUGAGAAACAAGGUGUCGCCUGAAAAAGCAUUUCCAGAUUCGUUGUAUAGCAGGGAUUAACCACUGUCGCUUUACUGGAGCGAAGGAUUUCCUGCGCUCAGGUUUGUUUGAAUGUCGUUGGGGCUUUUUGAAGCGUCAUCAGAUAAAA